AUGAAACGCAAAGCUUCCUUCUCAACCAUACUCUCUCCCCGUUCCUCAACAUCCUUCUACGACCGCACUGUCUCCCCCAUCCCUUGCUCGCUCAGCGAUGCCAUGGCCAUAGACGAAACUCCCCAACAUCUCCAUAGUCGGACAAGGAAACGGUUCAAAAACGAUCGUCCAGACGAACAGGCUGUUUAUGACAACACUCUUCGCUGGCUCUUCUCUGCCCAGAAGCAGGCAGAGAACAAUGAUUUCUACACAGAAACCACCACGCCCAGCGGUGAUGGCCUGGACAAUGUCGAAGAAGACACGUCCUUGGAAGAUGACACCAUGACCGCUUUACCGAAACCCGACCCUUCCCAAAGGACACUGCAUCAUUUCUUUCGCCCUGCAUCCGCACCGGCCCGUGUAUCCUCAUCAGGCUCGGACACCACACGACCAAACACAGACACAAACUCGUCACUAUCAACGCCCGCAAACAUGGUGUCGCAGACACCCAGUUUUGCAUCUACUUGGUCAGGCAAUGCCUCGCUCUCACCUAACCCCGGACCUGGCGCUGGUACAGGUGAAAGUGAGGAUGUUGACAUGGAUAGGGAAGUCCAGACGUUUACAGCUAGUGCCACUGCAUUGACUCCGGCGUAUCAGCAGAGAUCCUGGAUGGAUGGGAAGGACUUUACACACCCUGCUGCCUGCUACUACCUCCUCAGCUAG
This is a messenger RNA of Microsporum canis CBS 113480, 702 nucleotides long. RefSeq lists its product as hypothetical. The record is from RefSeq and is a predicted model, not a curated record. Lineage: Eukaryota; Fungi; Ascomycota; Eurotiomycetes; Onygenales; Arthrodermataceae. The transcript has 2 exons. The coding region runs from base 103 to 702 and encodes 199 amino acids.